AUGCCACUCCUGGAAACAAUCCGCCACUUGGCUAUCGCCACCUUGGCCAUGGCAUCUACCAUUCAAGCCUUGCCACCCUCGCGGCCAGCAGAUGGCGCGCCCAAGAUUCCCCUGCGUCUCAUGCCCCUGGGAGCCUCCAUCACAUACGGGCAGCGCUCUUCAACCGGCAACGGCUACCGCGAAGAUCUGUACAACCUUCUGACCCAAGAAGGCUACACCGUCAGAAUGGCCGGGUCGCGCAAGCACGGCUCCAUGGCGGACAACGAAGUCGAGGGCUGGCCUGGCUUCCGCAUCGACCAAGUCGAGCGCAAGGCCAAGCGCGCGGUUCCCGGCCGCUUGCCCAACCUAUUCACCAUCAACGUCGGCACCAACGACUGCAUUCAAGACUAUAACCUCGACCAUGCUCGCAAUCGUAUGGAUGACUUGCUGGAGUAUCUGUGGACGGCCUCGCCAAACUCCACCGUCAUCCUGUCCACCCUCCUCGUCAACGUCAAUGCCACGGUCGAAUCGCGCAUCCAAAGGGUCAACCGGAGAUUCAAGGCUCUCGCCAUGCGCAAAACCCAAGAGGGCAAGAGGAUUAUCCUCGCGGACAUGCAUGGCGACGACGGACCGCAGAAGGCCGACUUGUCGGCAGAUGGCAUUCACCCUAAUGACAGGGGAUACGCAAAGAUGGCCAACAUUUGGAAUCGGAGCAUCCGGGAGGCUUCUCGCGAGGGCAUGAUUGUGGAGCCGAGGCCUCUCCCUGAAGCUUAG
Molecule: messenger RNA, 753 nt
Organism: Ustilaginoidea virens
Lineage: Eukaryota; Fungi; Ascomycota; Sordariomycetes; Hypocreales; Clavicipitaceae
Exons: 2
Coding region: 1-753 (250 amino acids)
Molecular function (GO): phosphatidylcholine lysophospholipase A1 activity
Source: RefSeq, a predicted model, not a curated record